UCUGUCUUCUCUUGGGGAAGGGGGUUGCGCGGUUUAAGCAGUUGCACUAGAUUACAAAUAACAUACAUGAUCGGCCAUCUGCUGCUGUCUAUUUUUCAUCUGGGCUGAUUGGUACAGUUUUCUAUACCAUGAGAAUUUAAAUUGUUGUGGAAAUGCAAUGGAUUGUACAUUUUAAACCGAAACCUUUUCAAGGAUUUGGACGUGUUCUAGGACAAAGAAAUUAAUUUAACAGACAGCCGCCAUCAUUCCGUGCUGCAAGGGUGACCCCAAAAUGUCUUCCAAUGGUGAUCUGCAAGACGUUGGGAGCUGGGACAGCUUCUGGGAGCCUGGGAACUACAAGAGGACGGUAAAACGCAUUGACGAUGGCUACAAACUAUGCAAUGAGCUGGUCAGCUGCUUCCAGGAGCGGGCCAAGAUUGAGAAGGGCUAUUCCCAGCAGCUGAGUGACUGGGCCAGGAAAUGGAGGGGUGUUGUGGAGAAAGGCUCACAGUAUGGGACUCUGGAAAAGGCCUGGCAUGCUUUCAUGAAUGCGGCAGACAGACUGAGUGAGAUCCAUAUGGAACUAAAAGAGAAACUGGUUGUUGAGGACAGCGAAAAGAUUAGAAACUGGCAGAAGGAUGCCUUCCACAAGCAAAUGAUUGGUGGAUUCCGUGAGACCAAAGACGCCGACGAAGGCUUCCGCAAGGCCCAGAAACCCUGGGUCAGAAAACUGAAGGAUGUGGAGUCUACCAAAAAGAGUUUUCACCAAGCCCGGAAGGAGGAGCACACGGCAUUGACCCGUGAAACUCAUGCCAAGGCUGACCCCACCAAAUCCCCAGAAGAGGUCCACAAGUUCACCGAGCGCCUGGAGAAAUGUACCCAAGAGGCAGAGAAGGCUAAGGAACGUUAUGAGAGAGCCCUGGACGAGCUGAAUCGCUGUAACCCUCGUUACAUGGAAGACAUGGAGCAAGUGUUUGAAAUCACACAGGAGGCAGAAAAAAAGAGGCUUCGCUUUUUUAAAGAAGUGCUGCAGGACAUACACCAGCACAUGGACCUCUCCAGCAAUGAUGGAUUUCGAGGCCUGUACCGAGACCUCAGCCAGACCAUCAAUGCAGCCAAUGACGCAGAGGACCUCAGGUGGUGGAGGAACACCCAUGGGCCUGGCAUGAGCAUGAAUUGGCCCCAGUUAGAGGAGUGGUCACCAGAAGCAAACCGAUCCAUCAGUCGAAGAGACAGAAACAGUCGUUCUGAUGACGUGGUCACUCUGACUAAUAUUGUCUCAGCGGGAGACGAACCCCCGAAGACUCCACAGGAAACUACGAGGGAGGGUAAAGACUACUCCUCGGACUGGUCUGAUGAAGAGAGCCCCAAAAAAUACAUCGCAGCCAACGGGGUGGACGAGGAGGAGAAGGUAGUCGGGGUUCACGUUAAAGCGCUGUAUGAUUACACUGGGCAGGAGGCUGAUGAGCUGAGCUUUAAAGCAGGUGAAGAGUUAAUGAGGCUGGGUGAGGAGGACGAGCAGGGCUGGUGUAAAGGACAGCUGGUCAGCGGAGAAAUAGGCCUCUACCCUGCUAACUACGUCCAAGUCAUCACAUCUUGAGCAGCCACUCCGCUCUGGACGAGACCCACACCUUCCCUGUGGCAGCCGCGAGGAACUACGGCAGCUGUGUCGAAUACACAGCCACGCAUCUGCAUGAUGGAUCGAAUGCCCCGAUACACGAGGAGAUCAGAGAGGAGUGCGCGGUUCAGUGGUUCAUUCUUUGUUUUCGCUGACACGCUAGAGGACUUUGAGAUUAGUUAGUCCCCCUUUGUCCUUGUGCUUAUUGAAAAUUCAGUGCCUUUAUUGUAAAAUGCCAGACGUUCACGCCACGGCUAUUAAUGUAGCACAUGGCUGAAUCACUUUGUUCACAGGAAAACGUGCGAGUCGCCACUGUUGGAUUUGUUGUGAUAGAUAAUCAUUAGUAUUUCACAUUUCAGUUACGUAUGAGAAUCAUUUAAAGUGUUUGAUCAAAUCUACGCUGACUAUAUAUAUAUAUAUAUAUAUAUAUAUAUAUAUAUUCAGGUUUUGCUAAUCUUUCGUGAGAAGCGUGUUAGUGUGUGGAUAUUUUCUGUAAGAUGUUAGGUUGUUCUAGUUUAACUGAACAUUUCUUUGGCUGCAGUUCAGAAUUGAAGGAUUCUUCAUUGCAUAUUUACCUUUAUGUUUUCACAAAGAUAUAUGGAUUUAUAAUAUACAAACUAUUACUGGGCAGAUUCUCUUAGACGCCCUUUGGAAUCUCGAGUCUUGGAUUCUAAAAUCUUUUCGGUGGGGUUGUUUUACUUUUUUCAUUUAUCUUUUAAAAGUUUCUGUUGUCAGAUGAGAGAAAGUAUAAGAGAA
This is a messenger RNA of Sinocyclocheilus grahami, 2353 nucleotides long. RefSeq names its product protein kinase C and casein kinase II substrate protein 3. NCBI's taxonomy places the organism in Eukaryota, Metazoa, Chordata, Actinopteri, Cypriniformes, Cyprinidae. Gene Ontology annotation, biological process: cytoskeleton organization; regulation of endocytosis; plasma membrane tubulation. The transcript has 10 exons. Gene Ontology annotation, molecular function: protein binding; phospholipid binding. Gene Ontology annotation, cellular component: cytoplasm; endosome; plasma membrane. Bases 272 to 1579 code for a protein of 435 amino acids. The record is from RefSeq and is a predicted model, not a curated record.